Molecule: messenger RNA, 240 nt
Organism: Mesorhabditis spiculigera
Lineage: Eukaryota; Metazoa; Nematoda; Chromadorea; Rhabditida; Rhabditidae
Source: the annotation of a GenBank genome assembly
AUGGGGCGCUUUUUCACCAUCAUCUACGUUGUCGUUGCUUUAAGCCUGAUCGUUGCGGAAGGAACCCGUGUGAAUUCCAUCGAAGGCGGUCCGAGCCCCAGGUUAGCACGCCAGACGACCUUGCCUAGGGCCUUACAACUAUAUUUCAACCGGAAAUCCGAUGCCAAGUUGACCUCCCAAGUGGAGAAAAGAAGCGCGCGACGACGACGCUGGUUCCCUAGCAAGAUCAACCGCCCUGGA